UCCGACCUGUCUGUCACCUCCUGCAGCCUCCCGGCAAGCAUCACCCUUCCAUCUCCCAACACGGCACAACAGACUUUCAAACAAACAGCCGUGACACUUGACAGUUUGGAAUCACUUGGUGUAGGUUUCCGUGCAGCUGGCGAUGCAUCUCGAAGCUUACUGUUGGCAAUGAGGAAUUGACAGCUCUUACUGGGCUGUCUGACCUGGCCUGGCCUGGCUAACGAGCGGGACGGCAAGCCAGGUUUCGAUCCGCUGGCGAGUCCCUAGGCGAAGUCGGUCUCGGUGUCGGUACCUUGGUAAUGACCCAUGGCUCGGAUGCUAACCAAGAUCACUGAGAUGAGGAACAGCGUCAUAUACAGUACUUCUAGUAUGUAUCUGUACGUACGAGGACUGCAAGAGCAAGGAGAAAGAAAUACAUCAUCGAUCAUCGGUGAUAAGGGGAAUACCCUAAUAACACCAUCUCCAUCCUCAUCCCCGUUCUUGCAUUGCAUGUGCAUGCGCGCACACACACACACACACACACACACACACAUACACACACACAGGCAUUCGAAUUUGAUGGUUUCCCAGCGUGGUGGAAACGAAGCGUCGCUGUCGUGGCGCAUCAUCAAUGGCUGGGAUCAACUGGAGACCCUGUACCACACCACCUCGAGGCUAGGGCCGCCCCGACAGUGCGCCGCUUGACUCCAUGUGUGUCUAGCUGAGCUGGGCUGGGCUGGGCUGGGCUGGGCAACGUUGAUGA
Messenger RNA from Mollisia scopiformis, 742 nucleotides. RefSeq lists its product as uncharacterized. Bases 307 to 684 code for a protein of 125 amino acids. Lineage: Eukaryota; Fungi; Ascomycota; Leotiomycetes; Helotiales; Mollisiaceae. The transcript has a single exon. The record is from RefSeq and is a predicted model, not a curated record.